Molecule: messenger RNA, 2658 nt
Organism: Anguilla anguilla (European eel)
Lineage: Eukaryota; Metazoa; Chordata; Actinopteri; Anguilliformes; Anguillidae
Gene: il12rb1
Product: interleukin 12 receptor subunit beta 1
Exons: 15
Coding region: 148-2145 (665 amino acids)
Biological process (GO): immunoglobulin mediated immune response; cytokine-mediated signaling pathway
Cellular component (GO): external side of plasma membrane
Molecular function (GO): protein binding; cytokine receptor activity
Source: RefSeq, a predicted model, not a curated record
AGAAAGGUUUCACUUACAAGAAGGGCGACUGGAAGUCACUUUCCCAUUGCUUCCCCAGCCAAGCAGACUCUAUUGAGCUAUCAGAAAGGGUGCAAGCAGAGGACGUUUUUCCACAAUAUCUUCUCCUAGUGAGGGUUGUUUGUGGGGAUGAAGUUCAGAGUGCUUUUAAUGAUGCUCCUUGCGGUUGUAGUGGAUGGAGCAACAGUUGAAGCCCCAAGUGAUCUUAAAUGCUAUAAGAAUUCCACUGAAAUGGAUGAAGACUUUACAUGUACUUGGAGACCUGGGGCUUCUGGUGAGAAUUUUAACUACACACUACAUUAUUGUGUACAUGUAAUGGGAAUUAGCUGCAAGUACAUUGAUGCUGGACGGAGCCAUAAUGUCCUUCUGGUCUAUGAAUGGGUCAUCACCGGAAAAGAGAUGCACAUGUGGGUGGAUGCUCAUAUGGGCAGCUCUAAAUACCGCUCAGCCAACUUCACUAUGGUUCUGAAGGAUCAAAUUCGGUAUGAUGCUCCCCAUAUUAAAAGCAUGUCACGGUCAUCUGGAAACCUGACUCUGUACUGGAAGAACCCACCGCGGGAAAAGGAGGCAAUUAUAAAUGAGAUUCAGUUCCGAAGAGAGGGGGAACAAUCGUGGCAAAAUAACACAUUGGAAACACAAGGUGAAAAUAAACUAGAGGAAUACACUCUGACCAUCCAGAAAGAUGCAGUUUAUGAGGUCCGAAUUAAACGUAGGGCCAAGCACCUACGCACCCACAUAUGGAGCGCCUGGAGCAACGCCAGUAAAGUGCCCAUUGAAAUCCAUAAUCAGCCCGAGGUUAAGUGGAAUGUGGGGGAACUGAAAAGGGGUGUGCGCCUGCUGAAGCUGAGCUGGACGGCACCCCCAGAGGCUGAGUCAGUAGGAGGAGUGAAAUACAUGCUAUCCCUUGUUAUUACGACUUGUCAGAGAAAACCCAAGACCAUCUCAAGGACGACCACCCAGUACAAAAUUAAUGUGACUGCUUCUGCUGUCAGUGUGACCAUUGCGGCUGUUAACAAUGUAGGGGAGUCACCAAAACAGAUUUUCACUGUCCCAGCACAGCACCUCACACACUGCCCUAAAGACCAGGUUGACCAUUUGAAGGAGAAGAAACGUAAGAAAUGUGUGGAGAUGUAUGAGCUGACAGGGGACACCAGUACAGGCUCUGUGUAUAGCAACAUGUCUAAAAACGCCACACAUGCGUUGAAUGAAAUAAAGAGGAAAGAGAUGAAAGACUUUGUGCGCUAUCAUUACUUUGUACACAUUGGAGCAAAUAAGCCACAGACGAUAGCAUUGUGCCCCAUUUACAAGACAGAGGGAGUACCCACACAGGGGCCUCCAAAUGUGACUGUUGCAGAAGUAACAUACAACUCUGCCCUGGUGUCUUGGCACCCUAUUCCAAUAACUCAUCAGCAAGGCUUUCUGAAGAAUUAUGUCCUUUACAUCACAAGAGGGAAUGACACAAAUGUAGUAAAUGUCUCACAAUUUCAAACAAACUACACCAUUCAGAAUCUUACUCCUGGAACCCUUUACAUUGUAAAUGUUGCCGGGGAAACAGCUAUGGGUGUGGGACCAAACACAACAAAGGAGAUACUAUUGAAUCCACUACAAGGCGUAUCUGGCUGGAACUGGGUGAUUGUAGGCCUCGUUGUUGCUCCUGUGGUCCUCACAAUUUUCUGCAGUUUCAUCGUUAAAAGAUUAAAACAUAAGCUGCUACCAGAAAUUCCAACUCCAAUGAUAACAGACACACGCGCAAAUAAUUUCAGGAAUGAUGAGCAACUGUAUCCAGCGGAGGAGGAGCUGCAUCCUGUUAUCCUGGUUCAUGAUCUGCAAGACAAAAGCAACAUACCUCCGCCACCCCUCGAUCAGAGCCCCCUGCUGGAGGAGUGUGAAACCACACUCUGUGAAGACGAGGACAGGGAGACGCAGAUUGACUCAGACGCCUUUGGAUUAAGUCUCACCCUGAAUCCUGAUUAUAAGAGGCAGACGCUGGGCCUCCCAGCACCCCUGGAGUUAACGGAGCACAGCCACGAGCAAGCCGAGUGCGAGGCCACCACUCCUGUCUACAGGAACGGCCUGGUCUUUGAACUUAAAGUCGAGAACGCUUCAGAUAUCAGGACACAGCUAUAGCUGAUUCUGGAAUGACCCACACACCUGGGCACAGAGGAGCUCUUCAAGAAAUUUGCUGAGUGUGUUAAAGAUGGAUUGCCAAUGCUUACCUAUUCAGGACUAACAAGGGCUACAUACUGUAUUUGCUUACAUAAAAUGAAACCAAGUUAACAUGAAUAUAGUAUGCUAUUUCUGCAGUUCAUCAAACUUCUGUUCAGAGACUUGGGUUGAAGUGUUUAAAAGCAUAAUUCGAAUACUGUGUGAUUGGAGUGUUUUCUUUUGUGUUUUUAAAGAUAUAAACCAAAUCACUUCACCAGUGGAGUUAACGGAGCACGGCCACGAACAAGCUGACUGCCGGAUCACCGUCUUGUUCUUUGUGGUUAUGUACUUUGCAGACAUCAGAGAAAACCUGAAAAAGUCCCUCAAGAUUUAUGUACACUUUGAUUAUAGGGUUGUUAUUCAAUUUUAACAACCCUACAAUAGAACACAUUUCAGAGGGCAGGAAAUGAUAAGUCAUCAAGAAGCAAGAUUUUU